Messenger RNA from Papaver somniferum (opium poppy), 814 nucleotides. RefSeq names its product chromo domain-containing protein LHP1-like. The transcript is spliced from 3 exons. Bases 92 to 589 code for a protein of 165 amino acids. Gene Ontology annotation, biological process: heterochromatin formation. Lineage: Eukaryota; Viridiplantae; Streptophyta; Magnoliopsida; Ranunculales; Papaveraceae. The record is from RefSeq and is a predicted model, not a curated record.
ACUUUAAUGGUCCGUGCCUGCCUACGAAGGUCGUUUUCUUAAUUAGAAGAACUAAAGAGAGAGAGAGGAGGGUAUAGAAUUGAGAGGACUAAUGUCAGAAACAGCCGCACUUUCUGAAGAAUUUUUCGAAAUCGAAGAAGUGAGAAGAAAAAGGGUUCGUGAGGGCCGUAUUGAGUAUCUGAUUAAAUGGCGUGAUUGGCCUGAGAGGUCAGAUACGUGGGAACCCUUGGAGAAUAUUAAGGAAUUCGUAGAUGAAUUUGAAGAAAGCUUAUGUAUGAGAAAGCGCAAGAGGAAGCGGAAGGGUAGAGUUCGCCGUAAAAGUGCAAGUAAAUCAUUAUCAUUGGUUAGUGAUGUAAAGACUUCUGAUCACAUGGUAGAAGGUGAGCCUAGAGUUUGGCUUUCAGAAGAUUUUGAUGAAGGUACUCAGAGUACUAAUCGUUUGAAAGGGGCUAGAAGGAGGAUAUCUGGAAAAGUCAGAAAGUUUCGUUAUGAGUCAACUAUAUUAGACGAUGCUCCAAGUGAAGACAAGUCGGAAGCUGAUUAUGGGGUGCAGCCGGAAAGUGAAGGACCAACAGGGAAUGCUAGAUGAUCUGCAUUAGGUGGAAAGGUUGUCUAACCCAUGUACUUUCAGUAACAAAUGGGAUACGAGAUAUGCGUGUCACCUUUGUGGCAUUAAGAUACCCAAUCAACUUUUGCUUAAUUUCUUUCUUUACUAAUGUAACCUUCUUCAAUCGCUUGCUAACUUGGAGGUUGAACGAUUCAUAUAUCUGCUUGGGUGAAAAUUGUACUGCAAAUUUAUUUCUUAUUCGAUUUU